UGGAAACUUUACAGCCACAUACAAUUUAAGUAGAAACAGUAAGAAAUGACCAGUGACCCAGGAGCAGGAUUGGCCAAUAAUGGCUUAUAAAAAUUGAUUACAAGCUAUUGGUAUUUAUUGAAAUCGUUUGAAUUGGCAUGUGAACACUGAUAAUUCAUCUGUCAUCAAUCAGUUUCUAACUCCAUCUGGAAAUAGGUGCAGUGCCUACAUCUACAUGAAAACAAGGCAAUUUCCUCUAGUUGAGAAGAAAGCCAGAUCUUCAAAUGGAGAAGAUUACAUUUCGUUGCCAAAUCCAACUGAAUUUUCAAAUGCUCUUUUAUUUGAAUUAGGAUACAGAGAUGAGGAAAAGUUCAUACAGAAAAGGGACACAUGCCAGAGAGUGGACAGGAAGCCUGUGUUAGAGGUGGCCACAUCACUAGGAACAAUUUGGCCAGUAGUAGUAGUGGAACAGAGAGGUUUGCUUCUUUGCUGUUUGCCUUUGGUUCCCGAAAACUCCUCCACUAGACCAGAUCUCAUACAGAUACCUGGAGUAUCUAUAGGAUUUUCCUUGCUGUGUGGAUUGGCUGACUUCCUCAGACAAUGUCCUCCUACAGAGGUUUCCCAAAAAAGUGGAGACUUGCAUCUUUACCUGAACACAUCAGUUCCCUUUGGAAGGAUUUCUGAUGUCAAUUGUGAUACUGUGAUGGCCAAGAUGUACAACAGACCAAGCUACCUCCCCAAGUCACGAAAACAACCUUCUUGGAAGCCUGUCCUCCACAAAGGGAAGAAUACUCUGUAUCUGGCCCUCACUGAACACAUCAGGGCCGUCCAGUUUAACAAAGAGAAUGUCCCGGAUACUUUUGACUUAUAUGGAACUGUAUCCUGUAAAUCAGACCUGGAGGUGGCACUGUCCGACAUCACCAUUAAUUUGGCCUACACCUCACAGGAAUCAGCUACACCCUUGGACAAUCUUUUGAUCCACCCCUGUGUUCAGAGUGCUGACUGCUCCAUGUUGCAGAAAGGGGAAACCAAAGCAGCACCACGAAGGAUUAGAUUUACCCCUCCCACUGAAAUGUUCACCCUGUGUCACUACACUGCAGCAGACAUCAAGGAACUGCCAAUCAAAGCUGUGUAUGACAUGAAGAUGACGGACAAUAAAGUCUCCCUGACUAUUCACCUAACACUGAGUGACAGAGUAAAGAAUGCUUUUGAGUACUGUGAGAUGCAGAUACCAUUUCAUAAUAGGGGUGUGAUUGCUAGUCAGGAUUCCUCUGUUAGUCAGGGAAGCACCAUAGUCUCUCCAGAUAAAAAAAUACUGGUGUGGAAUAUAGGUCAAAAGUUUUCAAAAUCCCUGACUGCAGCUUUGGAAGCCACAGUUGUGUUCACAGAUACCAGGUCAUCUGGUACAUUAGAUGAUCCAUUCUGUAAAGAUCAAAAUGCAUAUGCAAAGCUGUUCUUCAAGAUCCCUGACUUUACUCACUCGGGAUGUUGCAUAGACUCGAAGUCAAUACAAGUCUCUCCUAGUACCAAGUUUAAACUUAACACAGUUCAUGAAUAUAUGUCAGGGGAGUACAAGGUAUGGAAUGGAAAUGGUGAUGUUUUAAGCAGUAGUGUUCCCACGACCCUCCUCGAGCAGCCAGCAGACUUAUAAUAAUACACAAGUCUAAUCCAAUGGUGGUGUAUUGGUUGAAUUUUAUAAGCGGGACCAAUUCACAGACAAUAUUUUAUCCACUGCAGACAUUUGUGCAAUAAUUCUUUUAUAUUAAAUACAUGUAAUUUUAUAGUUUAUUUAAAUGUAAUUUGAAAAAUUAUCAUUUUACAUGAUUGUUUUGGCAUUUUAUUAAAUUUAUGUAUAUAUGAA
Molecule: messenger RNA, 1840 nt
Organism: Ostrea edulis (European flat oyster)
Lineage: Eukaryota; Metazoa; Mollusca; Bivalvia; Ostreida; Ostreidae
Product: AP-5 complex subunit mu-1-like
Exons: 15
Coding region: 215-1630 (471 amino acids)
Biological process (GO): endosomal transport
Cellular component (GO): lysosome; AP-type membrane coat adaptor complex; cytosol
Source: RefSeq, a predicted model, not a curated record